GUUAAUAUCACUUUUGUACCAAAACAUUCAUAGACGCUAGGAAAAAAAAUAGCUAGAAAAGAUGAAAAUCUCAUCAUCAUCAGGAAUUGUAGUAGUUCUUCUAUUAAUUUAUCUUCUCCCUGGGAACGAGGUCGUAGCAUUCCGUCGUCAUGAAUCUAGGGAUGCAGGACAUUUUUGUUACAAAUUCACUUCUUUUCCUGCUGCAAGUUUGCAUUUCCGGGGUGGAGUUUGUAAGGACUCGAUAUGCGAGAGCGCAUGCCGCAAUAAGUUUGGAAGAAUUGGCGUAGUGAUUUAUGGACGGUAUGAGAAUCUAUCUUGCGGUUGCUACACUGCUUGUAAGCAUUUGUAUGACCCGCCAAGACCAGAUUUGAAAUUAAAUUAAGUUAGAUAUUAGUUCCUCGUGACUAAAUAAAUAUUUUGAUACCCUCCCAUCAAUGGUUUCUCCAUAGUUACAAGUUUUUUUUUCUUUCUUUCGACAAAGUAUUUCUUUUAUUACAUAUUUCCUUUUUUUUAUAAUGGUGAAAUAAAUUGAAUUAACACAAAACAAACAAAAGUAACACAA
Molecule: messenger RNA, 562 nt
Organism: Linum tenue
Lineage: Eukaryota; Viridiplantae; Streptophyta; Magnoliopsida; Malpighiales; Linaceae
Source: the annotation of a GenBank genome assembly